Messenger RNA from Carassius auratus (goldfish), 1273 nucleotides. RefSeq names its product CD302 molecule (gene cd302). The transcript is spliced from 6 exons. The coding region runs from base 70 to 804 and encodes 244 amino acids. NCBI's taxonomy places the organism in Eukaryota, Metazoa, Chordata, Actinopteri, Cypriniformes, Cyprinidae. The record is from RefSeq and is a predicted model, not a curated record.
CACGUUUGUGUAUGUGACGCGUUGAGCGCGUGGAGCCAUAUUAUUCACUCAAUUCGCUGUGUUGAAGGCAUGGACUCCGUUUAUCUUCAUUUUACACUGUUUUAUAUCGUUUUUCUGACUCUUACGAGCCGGUUCGCGAUAGGAGAGGACGGUGCCGACUGUCCUGCAGAUGGACGCACAUGGUUGCCGUUCAACCUCAACUGUUAUCACUUCGUCCAUGGAGAGGAGGAUGUUGCCAAAAGCUACUCCAUUCAAGAUGCAAAGAACAUGUGCAGAGGCUAUGAUCUGUUGACAGUGAAAAGUGCUGAGGAGAAUGACUUCGUCGUUAAGUACAGUCCUUUUGUGUGGAAAGGUAAAAUGAACAUCUGGCUUGGAAUGUACUACGACAGCGACGAGGAUGUCUUUAAGUGGCAUGAUGAUAACGGCGUGUUGCGCUAUAGUAACUGGGAGGACGGUGGCUCUGAUGACACUGAUCUACCGCUCUUGGACACGUGUGUGGUUCUUCAUGCCGACACGGGGAAGUGGGAGAACGUCAGCUGCACGGUUGAACCUGAGAAUGGAGUAGUGUGUAAGACGAAGGCAGUCUGGAUAAGCCCACCUCAGGGCAGUCCUCUUCUGUUAGCUCUGGUCAUCAUCAGCGUGGUGCUGAUUCUGCUCAUCUCUACAGUGGUUUGGUUGUUUCGUCAAAGAAGCGACCCAGGCUCGUCCAUCCUGAACCUGAUCGAGUACCAUCUGCCCUUCAGAUCCCCUUCCUCCGAUCAGGCCUGCUUGGUAGAUGCUGAUGAAAUCAAGGAGGUACCUUAGUGUUUUUCAUCCGUGCCCAGGUGAGAAUAAGCAGCAGGCGUUCAUGGGAGUUUCAGUCAUAGAUCAGUUGAAUUCUGUCCUCAUCACGAGACUUUGAAUCGUUUGUUAAUGUUGUGUGCGUGCGCCAAAUUCUGUUUCUGUUGUGAGAUUCACAAAAUGGGAAGUUUCGUCAGAUUUCUCCCGUUGUGGUAGGACCAGUAUUUAUUUUCCAAUCAUACGUGUUUGUCACUGCUAGUCCUCUAUAAGCACCACAAGUUUGUAGACACAAAUACUUCGUGAUUGCCAAUCGCAGUAUUUUUUUAAUGCUGUUGUAAUUGUUUUUAUGAUUUUAUUUGCCACUAACAAUCAUCUGUAUCUAUAUUGUAAUGAAUUAAUCUAAAGGUGUAAACUUUAUCCACACGUAAGCAACAAGCCAUAGAGAAACGAAUCAAGUGUUGGUCUUUCAAAAUGAAUAAAAUAUUGUCAAACA